This is a messenger RNA of Benincasa hispida (wax gourd), 681 nucleotides long. RefSeq lists its product as uncharacterized. NCBI's taxonomy places the organism in Eukaryota, Viridiplantae, Streptophyta, Magnoliopsida, Cucurbitales, Cucurbitaceae. The record is from RefSeq and is a predicted model, not a curated record.
AUGAUUGUCCUUGCUGAGAAAUAUUUUCCUGCUACAGUCGCUUGCCAAGUCCACAAAAUUGCUCCUGUCAUUAAGAAAAAGUUGACAGAAGAACAGAUGAGACUGUAUAAGGAAACGACCUUUGAUCCUCUGUUAGAUAUAUAUCUUGUUUUCAAUGGACAACUUUUGCACCACUUUCUAUCAAGGGAGGUAGUAGAUGCGAACCCAGACAUUAUUUCAUUCAACAUUAUAAGGAAGAAGGUAACAUUCUCCUAUGAGGAUUUUAACUUGAUUACUGGGUUAUGGCCGACCAAGGAAACAGUGGAAAGAGAAACAAGUGGUGAAAGGGUGCGAGAACUCAUUCUUGGACCCAAGAACCCAAAUAGAAAGGAUAGUUCUUGCAAGGAUGUGGAAAUCGCCUUUGAGAACUUCAAUUUUACCAAUGACCAAGAUGCUGUCAAGGUUGCAUUGACACUGUUCAUUGAAACGAUGAUGAUUGGAAAAGAUAAGAAAACCCAGUUCGUUAGCAAUAUAUUUGGGAUUUUCGAUGACCAUGAUGUCUUCGUACAUUAUGACUGGUCUUCCCUCUUCUAUGGACGUACAUUGAAUAGCAUGAAGACUAUCAUGCGUGGGAAGAAUGAGGCAUAUGAUUCAAAGAAAGCAAAAGGUGAUCACUAUGCCUCACAUUACUGUACAAAGUGA